Lycium ferocissimum is the source of this 906-nucleotide messenger RNA. RefSeq lists its product as uncharacterized. The record is from RefSeq and is a predicted model, not a curated record. Bases 1 to 906 code for a protein of 301 amino acids. The transcript has a single exon. NCBI's taxonomy places the organism in Eukaryota, Viridiplantae, Streptophyta, Magnoliopsida, Solanales, Solanaceae.
AUGGCACAAUUCAACAAGUUUUCUGAGGCUUUAGGGCCAAAGGCCAACAUGUCGAACAGCCAGGUGUACUUUGGGGGGGGGGUUACACCUGAAAAGGUGAAUGAAAUACUGGAUGUGUUGGGAUUUGAGAAAGGUGAUCUACCCUUCAGGUAUCUGCGUGUGUCGCUUUCUACUAAGAGACUUACAAUCCAACAGUGCAAGCCUUUGGUUGAGAAAAUAACAGCUAGGAUCACUAAUUGGAUGGCUAGGGAACUGUCUUAUGCAGGAAGACUGCAACUUAUCAGAGCUGUCCUUUUUGGGGUUCAAGCAUACUGGUCCCAGCUUUUCCUACUCCCUCAGAAAGUGAUUAAUUUGAUUGAAGCAGCAUGCAGAAGCUACUUAUGGUCUGGGGAAGCUGUUAUCACAAAAAGGGCACUUGUGGCAUGGGAAAGGGUUUGUUUACCUAAAGGUGCAGGGGGUAUGAAUGUUAUACAGUUGAAAACAUGGAACCAAGCUGCUCUGUGUAAACUACUAUGGGCAUUAAGCCAGAGCAAGCAAAAGUUGUGGAUUGCCUGGAUCCACACUUAUUACAUAAAAACACAACUGCUAGAGAAUAUGGAGAGUCCUAAACAAGCCUCAUGGAUGGUGAGGAAAAUCUUUAACAUGAGGAAAUAUUGGUCCCAACAAGAUAUCAGGAACCAAGUAGUGCAGAAGGGCAAGUUUAAGAUCACAAAAGCCUACAGGAAUCUGAGAGGGACUGUGUGUCAAGUGCCUUGGAAGAACUUGACAUGUUAUAAUGUGGCUGAACCUAAACAUGUGUUUAUCCUCUGGGUAGCUUUGCAUAGUAAGCUUGGAACAAAAGAUAGAUUAAUUCAAUGGGGAUUGACAAUGGAUGAGAAAUGUGUUUUUACGCCAGGUGGUGCCUGA